Molecule: messenger RNA, 1502 nt
Organism: Nematostella vectensis (starlet sea anemone)
Lineage: Eukaryota; Metazoa; Cnidaria; Anthozoa; Actiniaria; Edwardsiidae
Product: melanocyte-stimulating hormone receptor-like
Exons: 1
Coding region: 294-1151 (285 amino acids)
Biological process (GO): G protein-coupled receptor signaling pathway
Cellular component (GO): membrane
Molecular function (GO): G protein-coupled receptor activity
Source: RefSeq, a predicted model, not a curated record
AAGUCCUUUGAGUGGAUCGAUACGACCGUUGAGAUUGCGUUGGAUAUAAGGCACUUGGGGUAGCGAUUAAUACACCCUUUCAAUGGAUCUACAACCGUUGAGCUUGGGUGUGGUAUAGCGCACUUGAAGUAGCCGUGAAUAAGUCAUUUGAGAGGAUCGUUACGACCGUUAAGCUUGGGUAUGGUAUAGCGCACUUGAAGUAGCCGUGAAUAAGUCAUUUGAGUGGAUCGUUACGACCGUUGAGCUUGGGUAUGGUAUAACGCACUUGGAGUAGUGGUUAAAACACACUUUGAAUGGAUCGUUACUAUACGAACGUCGAGCUUGGGUAUGGCAUUGCGUACUUGGUUCUUGCUCCACCGACUAUCAUAGCUAACCUCCUCGUCAUGAUAGCCAUCUCUACCACCCCUUCGCUACGAACACCGGCGUUCAUUCUAUUGUGUGGCCUGGCAGUCUCUGAUCUCGGGGUGGGUAUUUGCGGAUUCCUACUCCUUGGAAUACUGAAGGUCACUGAGAAAUCGUUGAAUAUAAACAAUGAAGUCAACAAAGUUGUCCUGCACUUUGUCGCCGUUUCGCUCUUCACCAUCAUCGCAGUGAGCAUAGACAGGUUUAUAGCGCUGUAUUGUCACCUUAGGUACACUGUUAUCGUUACUAAAACUCGUGUCGCCGCUGUGCACGUCGCCAUUUGGGUUACUGCUGUUGCCAUUGCUGUUCUACCUUAUUUCACCACUGAAUACGGGAAGAUCAGGGGUAUUUUAAUGCUUUUCCUCAUGGUUGCAAACUUUGUACUCAGCUUCAAGAUCUACCAGGUUGUGCGGCGACACCACCGACUGAUCUGUAUUCACGACAGGAUCCAGUUUAACCAAGAAACCAUUGUCAGAAUGCGUAGACGAAAGGCUUCCUUUGAUGUGCUCUAUAUUUACGCGGUUUUCUUGGUCUGCAAUACCCCGUGCGUGAUUUGGAUUCUGUUACUACAAUUUAUUAACGACCCGGAGGGAAAAGACAGCUUUAUGUUACGUAGUGCGAAUAUUAUUUUCUUUCUUCUGUAUCUGAACUCACUUUUCAAUCCGAUUUUAUUCUGUUACAGAAUAAAGCAAAUCCGUCGGGCAGUUUUCUCGUUUCUUUUUUGCCGUUCACACAGCCCUGAACGUUAACAACGAGGUUUAUUGUGCUAUUUCUUUCUAUUCCUUGCUCUUUCGAGGAAAUUGAAUCCCUCUGAAAUAUUUGGCCAACUGUUUAGAUAUUUUGGUUGUCUUUUUUGCAGAUGUGAAUCACGUUUUCCAAUGCAUGGUUCAAUUUAUUUUCAUAUACCAUUGGUAUUGUGAAAUUGCUUUACAAUAGCACUACCUCGAUUCAUAUCCAGCCAUUUUUAUUGCUAGACUCUAACACUUUUUAGAAUUAACAAGCUAAUUACAAUUUCUUAUUGCAAAAACUCGCUUGCAAGGGAUGAUGUAUUUUAAUGUAUUAUAAACAUAAAGUGUGAGAAUAAAAUCAACCUAAGUAUA